Impatiens glandulifera is the source of this 3124-nucleotide messenger RNA. Its product is annotated as protein FAR-RED IMPAIRED RESPONSE 1. Gene Ontology annotation, molecular function: zinc ion binding. Gene Ontology annotation, biological process: regulation of DNA-templated transcription. The record is from RefSeq and is a predicted model, not a curated record. The transcript has 8 exons. The coding region runs from base 388 to 2865 and encodes 825 amino acids. Lineage: Eukaryota; Viridiplantae; Streptophyta; Magnoliopsida; Ericales; Balsaminaceae.
UUUACCCUUUUCUGCGGGAGAAUGUCGCCGCGAAGAAGGAGAAGAGAAUCAAUCAAUGGAUAGAUAAGCCUUUUCAUGUCGGAAGACCAAGCCAAACCAGACCACGUUCCUUGCCAUCGGCCGCGUAAAGAUCCAAGACAGGAAGAAGAGGAAGAUCUCGCCGUUCGAUUUAGUACCCGAUUUUGACAUUUAAAGACGAACGAUACCAAGGCUACAUAAUUUUGAUAUCGAACAGGAACCGAUCUCCAUUCCCUUGGAUACCAAGGCAAUCUAGUUGAAGACUAGACUCGUCAAUUAGUUUAUCCGAUCAAUGGGGGAAAAGAUGUUAUAGCUGAGCUAAUGAAUUCCUGUGCUAGAAGAGAUUUUAGAUGACUGUGUUAUAAAAAUAUGGUCAAGAAAGGGUGUGACCAACUGUUGUUAAAUAAGAUGGAUUCUGGAGACAUGAACCAUAUUCAGGAAGAUAGCAAUAAUGUAGCUGAUGUAGUAGUUGAAAACAACACGGAUGGAGCAAAUUCUAAAAAUUCCGCAGGGAUAAUGGGGGAUUCAGAUUUUGAACCGCAUAAUGGUAUAGAGUUUGAAUCGCACGAGGCAGCAAAUUUGUUCUACCAAGAAUAUGCCAAGUCAAUGGGAUUCACUACUUCAAUUAAAAACAGUCGACGCUCGAAGAAGUCGAAAGAAUUUAUCGAUGCCAAAUAUGCAUGUUCUCGAUAUGGAGUGACGCCUGAAUCAGACGGGGCCAGCUCAAGACGACCAAGUGUUAAAAAGACAGACUGCAAAGCCAGCAUGCAUGUUAAGAGACGGAAAGAUGGGAAGUGGCAUAUUCACGAGUUCAUUAAGGAGCAUAAUCAUGAGCUUUUACCAGCACUUGCGUAUCAUUUUCAAAUUCGCAAGAACGUUAAAUUAGUCGAGAAAAAUAAUAUUGACAUCUUGAAUGCUGUUAGUGAACGGACGAGAAAGAUGUAUGUAGAGAUGUCUAGGCAACAUUGUGGACAUAAAUCGGUUGGUUUGACCAGGGAUAGGGAAAAAGGCCAAUAUUUGGCACUUGAGGAAGGAGAUGCACAAGUUAUGCUAGAGUAUUUCAUGCAUGUCCAGAGAGAAAAUCCCAAUUUCUUUUAUGCAAUAGACUUGAAUGAAGACCAACGUUUGAGAAACUUUUUCUGGGUUGAUGCUAAGAGCAGGAAUGAUUACACCAGUUUCAACGAUGUGGUGUUUUUCGAUACCAGCUACAUCAAAGGUAGCGAUAAAAUGCCGUUUGCUCCUUUUAUUGGAGUCAAUCAUCACCUUCAACCGAUACUGCUCGGGUGUGCUUUGGUAUCCGAUGAAAACAAAUCAACAUUCGAAUGGGUAAUGAAGUCAUGGCUUAGAGCAAUGGGUGGGAAUGCACCUAAAUUGAUAAUGACAGAUCAAGGCAAUGCUUUGAAGGCAUCCAUCCAAGAAGUUUUCCCUAACUCGCGCCAUUGCUUUCAACUCUGGCAUAUAUUGGAAAAGAUUCCCGAAGCUCUUUCUAGUGUCAAAAGCCAUGAGAACUUCUUACGGAAGUUCUACAAGUGUAUCUUCAAAUCAUGGACGGAUAAACAGUUUGAUUUUAGAUGGUGGAAAAUGCUAGCCAGAUUUGAACUCCAAGACAACGUUUGGAUACUUUCGCUCUACGAUGAUCGUAAAAUGUGGGUCCCGAUUUACAUGAAGGAUACUUUCUUUGCAGGAAUGUCGACAACUCAACGAGCCGAAAGUGUUGGUUCUUUCUUUGAUAAGUACAUACAUAAGAAAAGCACUUUGAAGGAAUUCAUAAAACAAUACGGAGUGAUUCUCCAGAACCGAUAUGAGGAGGAAGCUGUUGCAGACUUCGAUACCUGGCACAAACAGCCUGCGGUUAAAUCUCCAUCGCCUUGGGAGAAACAAAUGUCGACUGUUUACACACACGCUAUAUUCAAGAAGUUUCAAGUUGAAGUUUUGGGAGUAGUCGGUUGCCACCCUAAGAAAGAGAGUGAAGUUGGAUCAGAUGUGACUUUCCGUGUUGAAGAUUGUGAAAAAAGCGACAGUUUUACUGUCACGUGGAAUGAGGCGAAGCUGGAGGUUUCUUGUUCAUGCCUUUUGUUCGAAUACAAAGGGUUUCUUUGUAGGCAUGCUAUGAUUGUCCUUCAACUACAUGGCUUUUCAAGUAUUCCAUCUCAUUAUAUUUUGAAACGGUGGACUAAAGAUGCAAAGAAUGGGCAAUCAAUUGCUAGAGUGGAAAACGGACGUACUAGAGUGCAACGGUAUAAUGAUUUAUGCAGACGUGCUAUUGAGCUAAGUGAGGAAGGAUCCCUGUCUGAAGAAAAUUACAAAAUUGCAUUCCGCACUUUUGUAGAUGCUCUUAAUAACUGUGUGAAUGUCAAUAAUAGAAAUGUUACAGAAUCUACAAGCAAUGCCCUUUCUAUCCGUGAAAUGGAGGAAGAAAACCAGGGACAUGUUGGGAAUAGAACAAUUAAAAGAAAAACAACCAAGAAAAGAAAGGUACAGUUGGAACCUGAACCCGUUGAGGAGGCUCAUGGCAGCUUGCCACAUAUGGACAAUCUAAGUUCGGAAGGAAUAACUCUUAAUGGCUACUAUGGGACACAACAGAAUGUACCGGGAAUGCUGAACUUGAUGGAACCACCACAUGAUGGUUAUUAUGUUAGUCCUCCGCAAGGCAUACAGGGGUUGGGUCAGUUAAGUAGUUCAAUAACUCCAGGUCAAGACGGUUUCUUUGGAACCCAACAAAGCAUGCAUGGACUGGUGCAUUUGGAUUUCAGACCAAAUACAAGUUAUGCUUACAGCUUGCAAGACGACGCUAAUUUGAGAAGUAGUCAGAUGCUGCAUGGUUGUGUGACGAGACACGAGACAUGAAUAGAACGUGUAUCUUAAUCUUAUUAUAUAAAAAACGGGAAAUAAACGUGAUUUUUCAAAUUGAAUUGGACAUUAAAUGAUGGGGCGCAAUUCAACUGCAGCAACAACAGCUAUCUUGAUGAAUGAAUGAAUGGAUGAAGCCAAAGCAAAGCUAACAUAUAAUAGUCUCCUUUUUUUAUUGCUUCAAAUGAAACAUACUGAACAAACAACAAAACAUACUGUAACAUUUUUUGUAAAGCUUUUUGUUCUUUGUUUGUUA